AUGCUGACAGAAGUCCAGGAGGCGAGCGCGUGGCUGCCUUCGUCCUCGCCGUCCCCCCCUCUCCUUUCCUGUCCUCCCGCUGACGCAUCGUCUCUUCCGUUGCCUUCCCUCGCCGGGCUGCCUUCUGCCUGCCGAGCGUCUCCAUCCGGCCCUCCGCGCCCGCCUCCCGCGCCUCCUCCGCCUUCCGAAACCCCCUCGCCUGGCGCCCAUCGCUCCCGGAGCUCCUCGCCGCUUUGCACCUUUUCCUCUCCCUGGGGACUUCUGCGCGAGAGACAGCCGGAGACAGCCGAGGCGCAGAACGCAGAUCGCCUGCGUCCGGCUGCCCCUCAUCCUUCGCCGAGGAACGCCGGCGCACCCGUGGAGCCUCUCUCACCUUCCUACACAGGCUCGCAGCCAUGGCUGUCUCCGUUGCCUUCUGCCUCUCCGUCUCCGCCUUCUCCGUCUCCGCCUUCUCCGUCUCCGCCUUCUCCGCCUUCUCCGUCUCCGCCUUCUCCGCCUUCGCCUUCGUCUCCUUCAGCGGCGUCAGUUACGUCCCCCGCCAUCUCGUGCGUAUGUCCCCGUGAGCUGUCGUCUUGGGCCUCGUGUUGUCGGUACUGCUUGACGUGCAUCCAAUGCCACAAGCAGCUCGCGUUUGAAGAGGAAAGCGGCAGUGUGUUUCUGCGUCAGUUCCUGGAGUGCCGGGGCCUUCUCCAUCAGCUCGCCGGGGUGGAGAAAGACGAACGGGAGGCCGCGGAAAAGGUUCUCUUUCGCUCGGCGUCCCGACCGGGGGUGCUGCUGGCUUUCACCGCUUUCGCGGUGUCCGGACAGUCCGAGCGAGGCUUCGUCCUCUCCUGCAUCCACGCGCAACACUACGCUGCUGCACACAGCUCUGCAGACAAAUCGAGCGAAAGGAGCAAGGGAAGAAGGCGAACGCUCAGCGGACGGCGACACUGGCGUGGGAAUGCGAGGGACGGAAAGAACGGAGCGAUUGCAGAGAGCGAGGAGGACGUGGCGGGAAGCAGAUGGCAACAAAGAAGAGACCGAAGGAACGAGAUCACGGAUAAUGCGCCGGGGAGAACAUGCGAAAGGACGCGAGGCAAGACGCAGGAGCGAAGCACCAGUGCAAGCCCUGAAGAUGCAGCCGAGGGAGCAGACGCGUGUCGCGUUCUGUCGUCGUCCUCACCAGCCGCGACACAUCCGGACGGGCGAGAAGGGGCGGCCCAAGGCAGGCGAGCCCGAGGACCGUCCCCGUGUUCUCCGUCCUGUGGGAAGUUUGACGCGUUUCGGGGAACCGGACACCCUGUCGAAGACAAUUUCGCAAAACACUGCGACAGCCACCGUCACAAGUCGGCACCCGAGAGCGACUCUGUGUCCCCGCAACCUUUCCACAGGGAAGGGCGCUGUCGCGCCUCUCGAACCACUGACGAAGACGAUGGCUCAGCCUCUGUCGAUCUCUCCUUUUUCCUCACCCCGCCUUGGGCAACUCCCCUAAGCCUCGUCAAGGUCGGGUUCUCUUCUUCUUCUUUGUCUCCUCCGCUCUCCCUGUUUGGGUGCGAGAGGGAGGCUGAGGCGGAUCCUGUGACCGUUGCAGAGUCCUCUCUGCCUUCGCUUCAGUUGCUGUGUGCGACGCUGCUUUUGCGGCGUGUGGUGACUCCUCACUGGGAGGCGUUUUCUGCCGCCGAGCGGCUCGCAGCUUCGUACCUCCUCGCCCACGCGCUGCUGCACUCGACGGCGCUCCUGCGGCCGCACCUCCAUCGCCUAGUCACUGCCGUGCUGCUUCGCCGCUCCCGCCCGACAGGCCCGAGGCGCGGGGUGCAUGCGGAACGGGAACUCCACAGAGAGGACGGCUCCGAUGGCGAGCGAGCGACGACCUCGCCUUCCUUGCGCAGUGCGUCUUCUGACGGCGGGGAGACAGAAGCCGGCGGUGAGGGCCCGCUUCGAGGCGGCGAGCUGAGCGCACGGGGAAACCGGCGAGACGCGUGGAUGCGCGGCAGCAGAGAGAGGAACGCAGAGGGAGGCGGGAAGGACGCAGACGGAAGACCGGAAAGGGAGGCGCACGGGGCCAGGCGAGAAGAAACCGGACUGGGAGGAGAACCGAGAAGUGCAGGCGGAGAUGGAGCGCACGUGUCCGACGCGGCCAACGCAGAAGACGCAGCAGGCAUGGAGACGGACGGAUGCCAGCUGGACCGAGACAGUUUGCGAAGCGCGACAGAGGCCCGCAGAGAGCGACACGCGGACCCAACAAAUCCCGCGGGGGCUACGUCCCUUUCAGAGGCUGCUUCACGGCCUAGGGCGACGUGCAACGACGGAGCGAAAGCGUCGGAAGCCGAAACGAGGAGACCAAAAGACGAAUGUGAAGACGACGAAGACUGGACUCAGCUCCGCGUCCAUGUGCUGGUUCUGCUUCGGUUGUCGCUGGAAGCGUCGCCCGCGUCUCGGGCUGUGUCCACAGCUGCCUCGCCAUUGUCGUGCGCACCCUCCUCCACUUGCCUUCUGGAGGCGCAGCUGUCUCUUUUGUCUCUUCUGCGCGGCCUCGUGGACGACGCGUUCGCGGCCCUCGCACUGCCGCGCUCCUUCGCUUCCCUCAGCCGGCAGUCUGCGCUCUUUCGGCGCCUCGGCACUGUCCCUUCCCCGUCGUCCUUCUGUCCCUUUCUGCAGGCGCUUCUCGCCGCACUUCUGCAGGCCCUCGCCCGCGCGCGUCCCGCCACCGGCGCCUGCUUCGGGUUCCCCCUCUGGGGCCCCACCGCGGGCGGCGGCGCCUCGGCUGCGUCCUGCCUCGCUGGAGACGCAACGAGCCGCACCAUCGCCCUGACGAAAGCCCGCCUGAAAGCCGAGCUUUCUCUUCCGUCUCCGCUCCUCGCCCAAGCCGUCGUCGACCUCUACCGAGCGAUCCUCCGUGCAGUCGGUCGCCCCUCGCUCUCUUCGUCUCUCUCUUUUUCUCUCUCUUCUUCUCUCUCUUCGUCUCUUUCUUCUUCUCCUUCUUCUUCUCCCUCUUCGUCUUCUCGCUCUUCCGUCUCGCUCUCUGAGGAUCCGCCGUCUCGUUUCCCGGCUCCGCACAAUUGUGCUCCCCAGCCCUCUCUCGGCUCUCGCCAAGGCCGCUUGGAGUUGCUGCGUGCAGCGCGCACAUCACGGCGGCGACGCCGCGCAAGCGCGUGGGUCUACAGAGCUUCUGAGGCGUUUCUCUCCUGUGCGCUUGCUUGGGAAGCGAUCCUCGCCCCUCUGGCUCUGUCCGUGGACCCGUUUGCGUCGCUCUUUCUCGAUUUGCUCCGCUGCGCGAGCUCGCGCCUCACCGACUGCGAGUACCUCGAAGUGGCGGUGUCUUGCGUCAGUGCUCUGGCGGCGGUUCCUCGCCUUCUCGCCCUCCUGGAGACGCGCUGCGCCGCUUGGGCCUGUCGCCUCCCUCGCUUGCUUGCGCAUGCUUCUUCGAGUCGCCCGCAAAAGAGCGCGCGCAAAUCUCAGGGACAAAGCAAGAGCACCUCCGCCUUCAAACCGGACUGGGAACGGCGCCGCCUGGCGCCUCAGGAUCUCCGGGGUUUCGGUGUCUCUUCUAUGCACGUUGUCGCGAGUACGCGGUCGCAGAGCGAUGAGCGGCAGACGGAGACGCUCGCCGGCGGAGCCUCUGGGGAUACGAGGCCCGACACGCAGCCGCCGGUGAACGCGCAGCUCGGCGAACGCGCCACGCUUGACACCGCCCGUCCCAACGGGAGAGCGACGACCGGGGAGACGCCCUUUGGAUGCAGGCAGCCUCUCGGGGAGUCCGGGAGGUCAGGGAGCGGCUUCGAGGGAAAAGCAGGAAGCGCGAGAGAGAGCGACAGAGAGUGCGAGGCAGUAGCGGAAAGAGGAAGCAGGGGAUUUGUUCGCCGCGCCGAGGCGGUGGCUGCUGAGUUUCACACAGCCUCAGUGAGCCGUACGUGCCCCGACCGCCUCGAGGGCGGCGAAGAAGGCGCCUACCGUAGGGGAAGCGACUCCGCAGAGAAGCGGCCUGGAGAAGCUCGCCACGGAGACAGGCCUGAUCCAGAGCCUGACGGGUUCUCGCGAGUCAACGGGCCGGAGGCGCAGGCUGAACCGCCGAGGUUUCAGCCGUCUGAAUCGCGCCCUUCGUUUGCGUCGAACUCUGCGUCGCCUGGAGGGUUUGUUUUCUGUGUUUCGUGUCUCGCGUCCUUCGCUGGGAGCUCCGGGCAAUGGCACGAAGGGAGAAGCGUUUUCGCAGAGAGACGGCGCUUGGCGUGGAACCUCGGACAGCUGAGCCUGAGUUUCGGUUCGUCCGUCGUCGCGCGUUUGCGGCAGACAGCGAUACACACAGCGAGGGCUUCUCUCGACGUCAGCAUCGAAGUCCUCGGCCGCUACUUCCGCAUGUUCGACACUCUCUUGCUCGACGAAGAAGACGGCGGCGGGUUCGUCUUUGCACAAGACGGUGGAGCCCGCGGGUUUCGGCAACGUGGGCGACGACACUCCGGUGUCACGCUUGUGAUUCAGAGCGCCCUGGAAGCCGAAACCGACGCGAGACUCUCCAGCCGCGUUCCUGCCGUUAUGCGGCUCUUCGGCCUCUGCAUCGCGCCUGCGAACGCUUCGUUUCUCGCGCGGCUGCGCCGCGGACGAGUCGUCCACGCAAUCAAAGUCGCGGCGUCACCCGCCAAGGACGAGGCAGAGUCCCCGCCUUCAUUUCUCGUCCUGUCGGGAUCUAUCGAGGAGGACGGCGGCCAGACGCUCCCUUCUGACAGUCCGCGAGAGACGGUUCGUUCUCCGGAGCGACUAGCCCGAGACGGCGACGGCAUCGAAGGCGAGCAGGCUCCCCGGCAGACACCUGCCGAGAGCACCGACCUCGCUCGCGCAAGGCGCUUCGCGUCUCUUUCUCCCUGUUUGUGCACGUCUGACGUCACAUCGAUCGUGGAAGAAGAAGAGGAAGAAGACGAGCAAGAAGGGGAACAGAUGCGCAGGGCGUUGGAGACUGCGGCGGCAGUGAUUGAGGCUGCUACGUCUAUGAUUCAACUGGGAGAGAUGCGGAAGAGAGAAGGCGCUCCCAGUUGGUGGAAGCUGACCGAGGCCCUCGCCCACAUUCUCACAGCUCCGGAGCAGAACGCGCGCACGGGAGAGGCGCAACCAGGCCAAGCGCGCGAGACGAAUCCUGCAGGUGCCGGCCACGGGGGAAUCCCGUUGUCUCCUCGCCGCGAAGCAGACGAGAAAAAAAAUCCAAAGAGAGACAGUGACUUCCCCCCACCUGUGGAUCGCGAAGGCGACAUGGGGUCUCCUCUGGCCGUCCCCUGUGUCUCCUCCCAAGACUACGGAGACGCCCAGCGCGCAACUGCUGGGACGCCCGCACGCUGGCCGCCACGUGAGUCGGGACUCGACGGCGGGAGCGAACGCACACAAGGAGAAAGUCACGAGAAAGAAGAAAAAAACAAGCCUCUUCUCCAGGGACGGGCCCUUGUUGUCGCCAAAGACCUCGCAACCUAUCUCGUCACCCGCUACGGUGCCGAGGAGCUGCAGGCACUCGCACGCUUGGCUUCCCGAAGCUGCACAGACCCUCAGCAGCAUGCGGUCGUCAGGCUGUGCAGCUUCGUCGCCUUUGAGGGGUUCCUCGCUGCUCUCAAACAGAGCGCGACCGCCGUGGCGUUCGAGUUCGACUGGAUUCGCGCGGUGAUUGAGAAUGCGCGCGAUCUCCUUCCGCUUCUCUCCGCCUCCACGUGCGCCGAUUUCCUGCGUCUUCUGCUCCGGAUCUUGACGCUCUUCCCUGUCGACUCGGGCCUCUACUCCCCGCCCCACAUGCAACGGCUGAUUUGGACGGCGUGGAAAAAGGCGGUUCAGAUGCCUCAGCUGAACGGCGCCUUCCAGGCGCUGCUCAGGGCGUGCAUCCUUCGCGAGAGAGGCGGGAAAGAGCAAGGCGAAAUCGAGACGGGCGAGGCGAGCAAUGAACAGUCCAUCAGCGCCGCAAUUCAGGAGCGUUUGGCGGCUCCAUUGUGUGGCCUUCUUGAAGCUCAUCGUCUGAGCCUGGCAGCGAAGGCGGAAGGCGCGCGCGGCGCGGGUCUCGCUUCUUCACCGUGCGCGCUGCCGUCUUUGCCUGCCUCCGCCCACGUCGCCUGCAUGUGUGCAGAGGCCUUGGGAACGUUCUUCGCCUCUCAGCCUCUCCCGCCUUGUGCGUUUCCUCGCGCCUCCCUUGAGGCUUCCUCGCUUUCGGCCUCUGCCGGCGCUUCCCCGCGUUGUGCAUCCCGGCCGCCCUCGCGCGCAGAGAGCGGCGUGUCUGGCCUUGACGCUGUUGAGGCACAGGGGCGGAGAUUCUCACAGGAGGAAAGACCGAAACGAGAAGAAGCCUGGCGCAGUGCUGCGGGCUGCUCGUCUCCAGGGCGCUUCUCAACUGCUCCCGGGCUGAGUUCCGAGAGAGGCGGAGGCCGAGUGCUGGGCGGCGAGCGGGAGCUCGGUGGCGAUUUACGGUUCGCGUCCCGCUUCUUCUCGACGGAAGAGAGAAGCGUGCAGGAAAAAGAGGCGGGCGAAGCAAAUCGAACGGUGGGGCGGCGAGGCGCCGUGAUAGCACCUCUCCUUCCGCUUCUCUGGGAAGGCAUCCGCGAGCUGUGUGGAGCCUGCAUGAUGACUGAAGACGACGAGUUGCUGCGGGUAGCGGCCGAGUGCAUCGCCGAGUUUCUGCUCCACACGCACGCGCCGCCCGCCGCUCUGCUGCUUCCUGUGGGCUCGCCCACUUUCCCUUCCUAUUCGUUUGCUGGCGACGGGACAGCGUCCGCAGCGGGCGAAGAAUCCGGAGAGGCGCGGCAGCGCGACGGCGCGCGCCACGUGCCGCCACGGUGUCUAGACACCCGGCGCGGCCCGCCUGCGUCUCCGCCGCCUUCAGCCGUCCCGUCGUCCGCCGGCGAGUUUCCUGGAGAGGUCGAGGCGCCCUCCGAUCGCGUUUUGUCUCAGCUGUCUCCGACGGAACGGGAACGAAGAGAAAUGACGGACGCCCUUCUGUUUCCGUUUCUGCUUCCCGUCGCCGGCCGCCUCCUGAACGACAGCAGCUUGGACGCCGCUGCCACGCCGCACUUGGCUGGUCUCUGGGAAACGAUUUUCUUUUGUUUUUUCUUCGACCGCAAACUGCUGUUUCCCUCGCAUCUGCAAGAGCUGCUGCUCCUUCUCGUGCGGCGGCAAGCGGCCUUGAAGGGAGCGGGGGCCGUGCAGAAGGCGCAGCGCGCAGAACUCCUCACUGGUACCUGCUGGCUAGCCCUCUUCGACGCACCCUCUCUGAUUCGUCUCCUUUCCACCACACGGCUCGACGAGAGCACGGCGCCGUGGCAGGCGGGUGCGCGCCGCCCGCAAGAAACCGCGAGGGCCGAGGACGCGCCGCCCGAGAGACAGCGGCAGACAGAAGGCAGGAGACCGGGCGUCCCGGAGAACGACGAAAUGGACCGGAGGAAAAGUGCUGGAGAGGCUGACGGAGAAAAAUGUGCUUUUUCAGGAACGGAAUGUCGCGAACGGGAGAGUGGACAGACGAGCGAGUCACGGGGAGACGGGAACCAAACUGGCAGGCAUCCGUUCGAGGAGGGCGGCAGUCACCCAUCCCGAGGAGACUCGUCCCACAACAGCGUACCCCUUCACAGGGAGCAGCGUCAGGAAGAAGCGCUGUUGCCCUGUCACCAGCAAGGAGACGCUUCCGGUUCGUCUGCGGUUCCGCAGUCGCCCUCGAUGUUGGCUGCGCUGCUGGCGGAAGUCGUCUGGGCUCUGCGACGUCUGCAGCCGCCUUCAGAGGAAGAGAGACGGUGGGGCAGAAGAUGGCGAGGACUCCUGGGAGAGCACGUAGAGGCGACGCAAAGUGACAGUCUGAUGGGGAACGGCCUGAACAAGGCCGAAGAUCCCAGCGAAGAAUUGGGCUUUGAGCAAUCGCCAUCAGCGCACCUUGACCUGUCCCACCUCAUCAGACUGCGCUACACGAGGAAUGUCCUGGUUGCCUUCGUCUGUGCGCUCUUGGCUCACUGGGACGCCGCCGUUUGCGGGCUGUUUCCCUCCGGGCACAGUUCCCACCUUCCUUUUCCUGCGCGCCAGGUGGUCACCCCAUCCCUCUCGCGGGGCCCUUCAGGGUCGCCGAAGCGUACGCCGCGACCUAACGGUGUGUCUCGAUCCUCGUGCUCUUCUGAGGCUUGUAUGUGUGGUGUAUGGCGCGUGGCGAGUCUCGCGGCGGGCCAGAAAGGAGACGCUCAGGAGACAGACGAUGAGGACGGCCCUGCGAAAGCUGGAAGCAGCUGCAGCUUGGCAACCGAGCUUCUUAGCCACGUCCUUCGCCUGUCGAUUCCCGUGGAGACCCUUUGGCGCGGUGCAGUCUGUGCAGAUCAAGCGCGUCAUCUGGCAACGCGUGAGCAUCUGCCUUCUUCCUCGCCUCACUCUCGACAGCGAUCGCGCAGCUUGGAGCACGUGCCGCUUUCUUCUCUCCUUCCUGACGCAGAAGCACGCCCAGACGGCCGAGUAGGCCGCUCGAUCUCGGGGGUCUACAGCCACCAAAGCCCCCGGGCCGCGGGCGAGACAGAAUGCCAGCGAGAGCGGAACGGCCCCCAGGACGCGGCCUCGGCCGGCAGGUUCGAUUUUGGGCCUCCGACUAUGCGCGAAGGUCCGGUCCUGCAUGCGAAGGGAAGCGGGGACGAUUGGCAUAGAUCUGCGCAGGUAAACGACCGUUUCCUUGGUGCAGCUGUCUCGUCCUGUCAGCCCGCUCACGCGAGAGAACCAGGUCGAACUGACGUCGAUGCCAGUGGUUCUGGCUUUCCUCAAAGACGAAAAGAGGACUCGCGCCUGGCGUCGGUCACUCAGCCGUGGAUCGACGGGCAUGGCCCCUCGUGUCCCAAAGGAGGCGUCUCUGGCCAGCUCGGGCAUUUUGUCCCUUUCCUUUCGCAGGUGCCAGCGACAGAGGUGCAAAGCUCACUGUUCUGUGCGCAGGCGAGGGACACUGGAGAAGCAAGCGAGAGAAGCGAGGAACCCGUUCUGGGGGAAUAUCCCUCUUUGUCUCAUGGCACCGGAGCGACUGCGACGUCGUCUGCCGCCAUGUUCGGUGCCGCACGUAGACGCGGCACGGACAAGGCUCUCCCGUCCCGCCGCCCGUUCCCUCAGCCGGUCACAGACUUCCUUGUCGAGGCGAUUCUAGCUUUCCACGAAGGAUACACCUGUCUCCGUGGACGGCUGGUGGGGGGUCGUCGAGCCGUACGUGGCCAGCCAGUCACGAGGUGUCCAGUCUGCCAGCGCGAGAGACGGCGCGAAGCACGAGUCGGCAAACUGCACUCGACAAUAGGAACGGAUUCGGACUUGGGCACGAGAGAGAACUUGGUUCCGAGUUUGAAGUCCUCCGACGAGGACGACGCGGAAGAGGGACGGUCGCUGGAUAACACUCCGGCACGCACGAGCUCCAGUCGUUGCACUGUCUUUGAUGAGCGACGCGCACUCGACGCUGUCUUUCUCGUUCCCUGCGAAACGCGCGUCUUCGCCUUUCUUCACGAGCUCGUGGAGCGCGCCAAGGGGACACGCGCCAAGACGACGGAGACAGAUGUCUCCGGUGUAUGUGUGGGGUCUCUGUGGGGCAACCUCGACUGGCGGCUCCAGGAGCUGGUCGUGCAUCUUGUUGCGCCUCGCGGGAAUUCUGAGACGAGCCCAGCCGACCCGCAGGAGUCCGCAGAAAAGCUCUCGACGGAGUACAGUUCAUGUCUACUUUCCGUCAGUGGUGAAGACAAAUACACUGCAGUUGUGCGACGCUCACUUCCGCAGAAUGCCACCGCCCUCACUGGCAUGGAAAGCCCCGGGGUGAGCCAGGAUGCGCAGGUUGAUGUGCUGUAUGCAGCGCGUAGCAACGGUGGAAGGUCUGGCUCUUCCUUGAAGCCGUUCUGUGAUUCCAUUCAUGGCCUCAAUUCUAGCAGAGAUCAGCGCGCACCUCUCAAUCCCACCUCCCUAACGGAACGUGCACGUGCCCCGGGACCCCACGACGACAGCUUGUGGAAGCGAGACUCCAGUCUUGAACAAGGUGCGCCUACGGCCACACAUCGGCGAGAAUCGGGAGAAGGUGGAGGGCGAAGCAGUGCCGAGCAUGCAAGGCUGUCGCGGUCCUUUGACUCUCCAUCAGAGCCUGAGUCGCGCUGCCUAAGACCCGAACAGGUGUGGGAUCGGCACUACGAGGACCAGAGAACUGACAGGGGAGACACCCUGGGGGGACCUGACGGAACGCGUGGUGGUUUGCAGGGGCCAGGCAGCUCUGGGUUUGCGCCAGGCGAGGACGAUGAUGAGGAACUGGAGAUGAAAUGUGACUGA
Molecule: messenger RNA, 10242 nt
Organism: Neospora caninum
Lineage: Eukaryota; Apicomplexa; Conoidasida; Eucoccidiorida; Sarcocystidae
Exons: 11
Coding region: 1-10242 (3413 amino acids)
Source: RefSeq, a predicted model, not a curated record